GGCACGGAAAAGAAACAGCAUAUGUCAUUUUUAAUAGAUUCACAGUGUAAUUUGAUAAAAUGAGGUGGCUUAUUUCUUGCUUAGGUCUAAUUGUUUUGAGCAGAAGUGCAAUCUGCUAUUUCAUCACGGUGGAUGCACAUGCCGAAGAAUGUUUCUUCGACAGAGUAGAAGCAGGGAUGAAAAUGGGUCUCACAUUUGAAAUAGCAGAAGGCGGAUUUUUAGAUAUAGAUGUAAAAAUAGUUGGUCCCGAUCAAAAGGUAAUCUAUCAGGGUGAUCAAGAAAGCAGUGGUAAAUAUACAUUUGCUGCGCAUCUUUCUGGUGUUUACACAUAUUGCUUUAGUAAUCAAAAAAGUAGUAUGACACCAAAAGUUGUAAUGUUUAAUAUGGAUAUUGGUGAGACACAAAGACCUGUAGAACAUACGUCAGAUGGUAAGAAUGCCGAUGACACAAAUCAUAGUAAAAUAGAUGAUAUGAUUAAAGAAUUGAGUACGAGUUUAUGGGGAGUGAAAAAUGAGCAAGAAUAUAUGCAGGUACGAGAUCGAAAUCAUAGAGCUAUCAAUGAAAACACCAACUUCCUUGUAGGUAUGUGGGCUUUCUUCGAGGCAAUGGUUUUGGUUUGUAUGACGGUAGGGCAAAUUUUCUACCUAAAACGGUUCUUUGAAGUUAGAAGAGUUAUCUAA
This is a messenger RNA of Dufourea novaeangliae, 680 nucleotides long. RefSeq names its product transmembrane emp24 domain-containing protein-like. Gene Ontology annotation, cellular component: COPII-coated ER to Golgi transport vesicle; Golgi apparatus; endoplasmic reticulum. The transcript has 3 exons. The coding region runs from base 60 to 680 and encodes 206 amino acids. NCBI's taxonomy places the organism in Eukaryota, Metazoa, Arthropoda, Insecta, Hymenoptera, Halictidae. Gene Ontology annotation, biological process: endoplasmic reticulum to Golgi vesicle-mediated transport; intracellular protein transport; Golgi organization. The record is from RefSeq and is a predicted model, not a curated record.